This is a messenger RNA of Coffea arabica (coffee), 600 nucleotides long. The record is from RefSeq and is a predicted model, not a curated record. NCBI's taxonomy places the organism in Eukaryota, Viridiplantae, Streptophyta, Magnoliopsida, Gentianales, Rubiaceae.
AUGGUGACCACGGCCUCCAACACAGCCUUUGUGGCCGAGAUGGCACAUCGGUACUGUGAGUUGCUUGAGGAGCAGGACACCGGCAAACUGCAAGAUCAGAUUGCCAAGCUGAAGAAAAAGCUGAGACGGCUUCAAGAGGCCGAGGCUAAAGGGGAGGAGGCCGAUGCCACUACCAAUAGUCUGAGGUCAGCUCUGGAGGAAGAGCAGAAGAGGUCGGAGGAGGCGAAGAAGACCCAUGAGCAGGCCCUCGAGAGUGCAAGGACCUCGGUUGUUGAGAAUUUCCGGAGGUCCGAGACCUUCCUUGGGGAUCUCGGCCAACUGACGAGGCCGAGCUUCAUGCUUGGCUUCACGUCGGCUAUUGAUGAGGCCGCGGCUCACCUCUCCUCCGAAGCCUUGGAGUCUUUGAAGAAUAGUGUCAAUUAUAACGAAGACUCCAAGGAACUGUGCGAUUGGAUGGCCGAUGGCAUUCAGGCUGGAAGAAACUUGGCCGAGGUCCAGGACGAGUUCAACAAAUGGCUGUCCGAACUCGACAAAGUGUUCGAGGAGGAAGGAGGGGAGGACACUGGGGGUGACGUCGGCGAGGAGGCUGCUGAAGAGUAA